Molecule: messenger RNA, 687 nt
Organism: Symbiodinium necroappetens
Lineage: Eukaryota; Dinophyceae; Suessiales; Symbiodiniaceae
Source: the annotation of a GenBank genome assembly
AUGCAAGUUUGUGCCCACGCAAGUGCCUGCUGCAAUUUAGGACGACCUUCGAACCCGUCGAGCUUGAGGACUUCUGUGGGAACAACGACUGCUGCUGAUCUCGUGACUCAGUCUCGAGGCGACACAUCAGAGACACAAGUCGUGCAUGAGCCCUUCGCUGAAGAAGUUCGAAAUGACCUCUCGAAGCUUCCGGACAUGGAGGUGUUCCCGGCCACCACGAAUAUGGCGGUGUCCCCGGCCACCACUGACGGCAUUUUGUCCCCGACAGCAGAGAGAGUUCAGGAUGGCAGCGACCGCUCAUUCGUGUACACCUCCCCGCAUGCCGACGACAGGGCAAUCGCCUUGCCGUUUUCACCGACACCAAAAGAUGUUGGUCUUCAUGGCAAGGACGGCGCAGAGGUCAGUCGCGUGUCGAGUUUCAAUGUGGACAGCCCCAUCGCAGACGAGCAGCACGCAUCCAAGGUACUGGAAUCCAAGGACAAAGACCCGAUGUCACAUCAACCUUGUCAGCAAGGUGAUGCGAGUCCACGCCCCGGAAGCAGUAUGGGCGGGGCACAGUCUCGAAGGGCCAACCUGCCGCUGCCCGCACGGCCGGGAAGCAGCGCAUCUCCCCGGAGGAAGUCUUUCAGCGUCAACGACCCUCGGCUGAUCCGGUUUAGGGUUAAGGGUUUAGGGUUAAGGGUUUAG